This is a messenger RNA of Boleophthalmus pectinirostris (great blue-spotted mudskipper), 2977 nucleotides long. It is a transcript of the gene zbtb40, whose product is annotated as zinc finger and BTB domain containing 40. Gene Ontology annotation, molecular function: protein binding; RNA polymerase II cis-regulatory region sequence-specific DNA binding; DNA-binding transcription factor activity, RNA polymerase II-specific. Gene Ontology annotation, biological process: regulation of transcription by RNA polymerase II. NCBI's taxonomy places the organism in Eukaryota, Metazoa, Chordata, Actinopteri, Gobiiformes, Gobiidae. The record is from RefSeq and is a predicted model, not a curated record. Bases 87 to 2657 code for a protein of 856 amino acids. Gene Ontology annotation, cellular component: nucleus. The transcript is spliced from 12 exons.
UUUCAAAACAGCCCAAGCUUUAUUGCGCGCAUCAAAAUUGUCUCCGAAGUUUAAAUAAAGAGGCGAUUCUUUUGAAUCAUUCAAGGAUGCUGGAGUUGCCCAACUACAGCAGUCAGCUGAUGCAGCAGCUAUGGGCCCUGAGGAAUGGAGAGCAUUUCUGUGACUGCACUGUGCUUGUUGGGGACAAUUCACAUCGUGCCCACAAGCUGGUACUGGCUGCUUCCAGCAUGCUUUUCAGGUCUCUACUGGUCAGCUCGGACACCAUCUCUAUUGACACUGCUGUUGUCUCCUCUCAGGAGUUCAGCUGUCUGCUGGACAUGGUCUACACAGGCAAGCUGCCCCUGGGCAAACACAAUGUAAGCCGCAUUAUUGCAGCUGCAGACAACCUACAGAUGUUUGAUGUGGCUAUUGGCUUUAAAAAAAUAUUGAGUACCAUUGUGAACCCACAACCCUCAGUCUCAGAAGAUACUGAUCAAAGUUCAUCACAAGAGAUGAUGAAAAUGGACAGUAUUGAUAGUUCUACUGCACCAAAAAAUGUUCCAUCCCAAAAUAAUAAGUUGCCCAAUGAGAAGUUGUCACCCAUAGAAAAGAAUGAAGACCAAAAGGACUUGGGCCAGAGUGUGGUCUCAGGAGCAGGACUUGGAGAAACAUUGAAAAAAGACACAGAGGAUGAGGCAGCAUCAGAACAACAUCAUGAUGCAGUCCUCAAAGUUCUGGAGCACUUUCCUGUAAUCAGCAAACUACUAAACGAGCUGCCCAGCCUCCGAGAGCUGCUCAGUCAGGCAGCAGAGAGCCUGGACAAACAGAACAAACAGGUUGUGAUUACGUGCUGUGAAAAGGCAGAUCCUGACAAAGUUGUGGAGGUGCUGUUGUCACAUGUGGAGAAAGGUGUACUGAGUGAGGCAUCAUUCAUGAGUCUGCUCAAGGCUGUCAAUCAAAACAUGUCCUCACCAUCCUCUCAACUGCAGAGGCUCCUCGAGGAACUGGAGAAGGACACCGACACAAAGGAGGAGGACACAAAGGAGGAGGACACAAAGGAGGAGGACACAAAGGAGGAGGACACAAAGGAGGAGGACACAAAGGAGGAGGACACAAAGGAGGAGGACACAAAGGAGGAGGACAGCAUCACCGAAGACAGUGAUGACUAUGAAACAAAAGAGGAACCUUCACCCACCUCCUCCCCAAACUCCAAAAAAUUCACCUGCCGCACUUGUAAAAAAACGUUUGACUAUAAGUGCAGGCUGAAGGCUCACAUGAAGCGCUGUUCCAAGGCCAAAGGACCCCAACACCAGUGCCCACAGUGCCCCGAGAAGCUGCCCACCAACCAUGCUCUGAUGUGCCACCAGAUUCGAGUCCAUAAGUUCCCCAUGAAAAAGAAAGUGGAAUGUGAGCUUUGCGGGCGCAAGUUUGCCCAUCCCUCAGGAAUGAUAUACCACAUGCGGAGUGAGCAUUUUGAAGAGAAGCCAUUUUCCUGUAAAGAAUGUGGUACAAAGUUUGCUGCCAAGUCAUCCUUGAAGAACCACAUGCGUCUGCACACUGGAGAAAAGCCCUACAGCUGUAAAGAGUGUGACAUAAGCUUUGCUGUAGCAGCGGGCCUGGCCUACCACAUCAAGAAGAAACACGCACAGGGGAAGAUGUAUGCUUGCCAGUACUGCAAAGCUGCGUUUGCCCAGUCCAUCGAGCUAACACGGCAUGUGCGGACUCACACAGGAGACCGGCCUUAUGUGUGUCGAGAGUGUGGGAAGGGCUACUGCCAGGCCAAGGGACUCACAGACCACCUGCAGUCUGCACACAAUUCAGGGAUACAACAUGACUGUCAGAAGUGCUGCCUGAGCUUUAGGUCUCUGACUGAGCGUCAACAGCACAUCCAAGAAGUCCACCCCAGCGAUUUCCACCAGUGUCCUGAAUGUGAGAAGGUCUUUCCCACCGUAUCUCAACUGAACAAGCACAAAAAUACCCAUGCUGGGAGUAAACUUUUCAGCUGUGAUCUGUGCAACAAGUCUUACCAGCAACUGUCAGGUCUUUGGUACCACAACCGCACUAUUCACCCGGAGGUGUUCAGCAACCACACCCGACAGCUCAAAGCCCUGGUGCAGUGUAACAUCUGCUUCAAGUUCUUUCCUAACAACGAAAGUCUGGCCCAACACCAAGCCAUCGAGCAUGACGGCUCUUUGGGCUCUGCCCUUAGGUGUCCUUUCUGCCCGGCGGUGUUUGCGGGUCAGGACUGGAUGCAGGACCACAUCAAGACUCACCACGCCGAGCAGAGCAGGUCCAUGUGCCUGCCAUGUUUGGAGCUGUACGCCACUGUACAGGAGCUGGAGGAACACAUGUUCACAGUGCACCGCGAGGAUCAGCAGGAGCAAGAGGAGGAGACGUCUACAAUGGAGGUCACUGCUGAAGCCACAGCAGUGCCUGGGGAAGAAGCCGAGCAAUUGAAGGCAGCAAAGAGUCUCCUGGAGGCUGAGGGGAGCACUGCAGCAGACCUGGUGCUUAGUCAAGGUGAGACCCACGUAGAGAGCACCCAGCAGGUAUUUGUGGCUCUGGCAGAAGGACAAGAGGGUUCUCCGGUGGUGGAGGUGAGUAUGUUUGACCUGCUCAACAACUCUGUCACCUUCAUCUGUGAAGAGGGCGGAGCAGCCAGCGGCACCCAAACCUGAUCGGAUUCUAACCAUCACGUCACCAUCAACCACUCUUUUGUCUCGAGCUGGAAUAAUAACUUGCUAAUGGCAAUAUUUUGAAAAGUUAUUGCUGUUGAAAGUAUAACUGAACUGAAUUCUGCUUUGAGAUACCUUGCCCUGAUAGGAUUUGGACUCUAAUUGUGUUGGAGUCCGGAGUUGUCAUUAUUGUUAUAAUGCAUAGUAUCAAUCAGAUAGAAUAAAUAAUGUAAUAUAUUUGGCCAAAGAUAUGAUUUUUGAUUAGUGUUUUAAAUGUUUCACAAUGUUUAUUUAAGCAUAAUAAAUAUAUUUUUUUAAAUAAA